Messenger RNA from Brassicogethes aeneus, 15697 nucleotides. NCBI's taxonomy places the organism in Eukaryota, Metazoa, Arthropoda, Insecta, Coleoptera, Nitidulidae. The record is from the annotation of a GenBank genome assembly.
CGAAAAAUUGUGGCUGUGUGUGGAUUAUUAAUGCAAAAAAAUAAAAAAUAGGAUUUAUUAAGGCCCCAGGAUGGCAGAGGCUGAAGGGGGCUCGGAGCAGGAUGAUGUUUCAUUCCUUCGCACGGAAGACAUGGUAUGUCUUUCGUGUACAGCAACUGGAGAGCGUGUUUGUUUAGCUGCGGAAGGUUUUGGUAAUAGGCAUUGCUUUUUAGAAAAUAUAGCAGAUAAAAAUAUUCCUCCAGAUCUUUCACAAUGUGUUUUUGUAAUAGAACAGGCCUUGUCAGUUCGUGCCUUACAAGAAUUAGUCACAGCAGCCGGCAACGAAACAGGAAAAGGCACUGGCUCUGGCCAUCGUACACUAUUGUACGGUAAUGCCAUAUUAUUAAGACAUCAGAACAGUGAUAUGUAUUUAGCUUGUUUAUCAACAAGUUCCAGUAAUGACAAACUAGCUUUUGAUGUUGGUUUACAAGAACACAGUCAAGGUGAAGCCUGUUGGUGGACAGUGCACCCAGCAAGUAAACAAAGAUCUGAGGGUGAGAAAGUCCGGGUAGGAGACGAUUUGAUUUUAGUAUCUGUAGCAACUGAAAGAUAUUUGCAUACAACAAAGGAAAACGAAAUUUCGAUUGUAAAUGCGAGUUUUCACGUGACCCACUGGUCCGUCCAACCCUACGGCACCGGCAUUUCGCGCAUGAAAUACGUCGGUUACGUAUUCGGAGGAGAUGUACUUCGAUUUUUCCACGGUGGCGACGAAUGUCUUACGAUACCAUCUACGUGGAGCAUAGAACCAGGGCAUAACGUUGUUAUCUAUGAGGGUGGUAGUGUUAUGUCGCAGGCUAGAUCACUAUGGAGGCUGGAAUUAGCUAGAACCAAGUGGGCCGGUGCUUUUAUAAACUGGUCUCACCCAAUGAGAAUAAGACACAUCACCACCGGCAGAUAUUUGGCUGUUAACGAAGCUAACGAAUUAUAUUUAGUGAGCAGGGACGAUGCUAACACAGCCACAACGGCUUUCUGCUUGCGACAAGAAAAAGACGACCAGAAAGUCGUGCUCGAAGACAAAGACUUGGAGGUGAUCGGAGCGCCCAUCAUCAAAUAUGGCGACUCCACCGUCAUUGUGCAGCAUUCCGAGUCGGGUUUGUGGUUGUCUUACAAAGCGUUCGAAACGAAAAAGAAAGGCGUCGGCAAGGUGGAAGAGAAACAAGCCGUCUUGCACGAAGAAGGCAAAAUGGACGAUGGAUUGGACUUCAGUAGGAGUCAGGAGGAGGAGUCCAGAACUGCGAGGGUUAUCAGGAAGUGUAGCUCGCUCUUUACACAGUUUAUUAAUGGCUUGGAGCAACUUCAAAUGAAUGGUAGACAUUCAAUGUUCUUUAUGACAGUAAACCUAAACGAAAUGGUUAUGUGUCUUGAAGAUUUGAUCAACUAUUUUGCACAACCUGAGGAUGAAAUGGAACAUGAAGACAAACAAAACAAAUUGAGAGCCUUAAGAAACAGACAGGAUCUUUUCCAAGAAGAAGGUAUUUUAAACCUGAUUCUCGAAGCUAUCGACAAAAUAAAUGUUAUUACAUCACAAGGCUUCUUAGCUGGUUUGGCCGGAGACCAAAGUUGGGAGAUGAUUUCUGGAUACCUUUACCAACUUUUAGCUGCUAUUAUCAAAGGAAACCACACAAAUUGCGCGCAAUUCGCCAACUCAAAUCGUUUGAAUUGGUUGUUUUCUAGAUUGGGCUCACAAGCCUCCAGCGAGGGUACAGGAAUGUUGGAUGUACUUCAUUGUGUUCUUAUAGAUUCUCCUGAAGCCUUGAAUAUGAUGAGGGAUGAACACAUUAAAGUUAUUAUCUCUCUAUUGGAAAAACACGGUAGGGACCCAAAAGUAUUGGACGUACUUUGUUCUCUCUGUGUUGGUAAUGGAGUGGCAGUGCGUAGUUCGCAAAAUAACAUCUGUGAUUUUUUGCUGCCCGGUAAGAAUUUACUGUUGCAGACUCAAUUGGUUGACCAUGUGGCUAGCGUCCGCCCUAAUAUUUUUGUUGGACGAUUAGAAGGUAGCGCAAUUUUUCAAAAGUGGUACUUUGAGGUGACGGUCGAUCAUUUGGAAAAAACUACGCAUAUGAUGCCGCAUCUGAGAAUCGGUUGGGCCAAUUCUAAAGGGUAUGUCCCUUACCCUGGUGGCGGCGAAAAAUGGGGUGGUAACGGUGUAGGAGACGAUCUUUACUCCUAUGGUUUCGAUGGAGCCUAUUUAUGGACAGGUGGUAGAAGCACCAUUGUUUCAGAUAAUCCUACUGAACCACACAUUAAAAAAAAUGACGUUAUUGGCUGUGCCUUAGAUUUAACAAUUCCAAUUAUCUCUUUCACCUUCAACGGUGUGCCAAUUAAAGGAAGCUUCCGUAAUUUUAAUUUAGACGGCAUGUUUUUUCCUGCAAUCAGCUGUUCUUCCAAACUAAGUUGCCGCUUUCUAUUAGGCGGAGACCACGGCAAACUAAAAUACCUGCCACCAGAAGAGUUCUCGCCUUUGGUGGAAAGUCUGCUCCCGCAGCAGGUUCUAUGCCUAGAACCGUGUUUCUACUUCGGAAACAUGAACAAAAACGUAAUCGCCGGACCUCUAUACAUAGAAGACGACACCGCUUUCGUGCCAAACCCAGUCGAUACCUCCAUGGUUACAUUAGCCUCGUAUAUAGACUCGAUAAAAGACAAACUGGCAGAAAAUAUCCACGAAAUGUGGGCGAUGAACAAAAUUGAAGCUGGCUGGCAGUGGGGCGAAUUCAGGGACGAUUUAAGACAUGUUCAUCCAUGUUUAGUGCCUUUCGACAAGCUCCCACCUGCAGAAAAACGAUACGACUCCCAGUUAGCAGUACAAACAUUAAAGACAAUUAUUGCUCUGGGUUACUACAUUACCAUGGACAAACCACCCUCAAGAAUAAAGACUAUAAGAUUGCCCAAUGAGCCCUUCAUGCAAGCCAAUGGUUAUAAGCCUGCUCCCCUUGAUUUAACUCAAAUUGCCUUAACGGCUAAGUUAGAAGAGUUGGUUGACCAGUUGGCGGAAAAUACGCAUAAUUUGUGGGCUAAGGAGAGAAUUCAGCAAGGGUGGACAUAUGGCCUAAAUGAAGAUCCUGACAUGUACCGCAGCCCUCACUUGGUCCCCUACUGCAAAGUAGACGACGCAAUCAAGAAAGCCAAUCGCGACACCGCAUCGGAAACAGUGCGCACCCUGUUGGUGUACGGCUACAACUUGGACCCGCCCACCGGCGAGCAGCAAGAGACCCUUCUGGCCGAGGCGAGCCGAUUGCGGCAGUCUGCUUUCCGAACGUACAGAGCCGAGAAAAACUACGCGGUCGGCUCGGGAAAGUGGUAUUUCGAGUUCGAAAUUUUGACCGCGGGCCCUAUGAGGGUCGGAUGGGCCAGGGCCGAUUGCGCGCCCGGAUCCAUGUUGGGUUCUGAUGAGAGUACUUGGGCUUUUGACGGAUACAAUGAAGAGAAAGUAUUCUGUAACUCUGCGGAAUCGUUUGGAAAACAAUGGCAAGUUAAUGACGUAGUUGGUGUCUUCCUUGAUCUAAUUGAUCAUACAAUAAGUUUCUCGCUAAAUGGUGAACUUCUCAUGGACGCCCUUGGUGGCGAAACAACAUUCGCCGAUGUACAGGGCGAUAAUUUCGUACCCGCCUUCACUUUGGGAGUCGGCCAAAAAGCCCGCCUCUGCUUCGGGCAGGACGUGACACAGCUUAAAUACUUCACGAUGUGCGGGCUUCAAGAAGGCUACGAACCCUUCUGCGUCAACAUGAACAGAGCUGUCACGUACUGGUAUACAAAAGACCAGCCGAUAUUCGAGAAUACCGACGACAUGCUCGAUACGAAAAUCGACGUCACCAGGAUUUUGGCCGGGUCCGAUACUCCGCCUUGUUUGAAGAUCAGUCACAAUACGUUUGAGACUAUGGAGAAGGCUAACUGGGAGUUUUUGAGGCUCAGUUUGCCUGUCAUUUGCCAUUCAGAGUUUAUCAGUGAGGACGAAAAGAUGAGACGUUGGAACGACAUCAAAAUAAUGCAGCAUCGUCUAAAAGCCGAAGUUAUUCAGCAACAAGCCGCCAUGCAGCAACCAUCAGCUCACAUAGAACAAAUAAUGAAAAGCGGCUUUUCCAUGACCGACAUUAAAGGUUUGCACAGGAACUACUCGGAGGAUGCUGUGGAAUCCGACGAAGUAAUGAAAACCCAAAGAAGUGAACCGCAUAGCAAAUCUACUAGAAGCAUGCCUGCUAGACCGCCUAGGAAAGGCUCUUUGUCCAGGAACGUCAAUGGUUUUGAAGAAAACAAUUUAGGUGUAUCAUUUGGUAGAGGUGUUGGUAGAUCAUCUAGUGAGCUAGAUAUCAAUAGGUACAACGAUAUGGCCCCACAAAAUCAAGAAAAAUCUCCACCGGACGAUAAGAAAAAACGUGGAAGAUCGCCUUUUAGGUUCUUCGGCAAAAAACGCGAUGCUUCAAGCGGAGACCGCUCCAAAAAGAAGGCCAAAUCUCCAGAACCUCAAGGAGGUGGCAGAAUUGGCAUGGAACUCAACCCACAGUCAAGAUCUGUAGGGUUAAGUAAUACUAUGCUGUCUAGACAGCCUACUAUAAGACAACCACAAGGGGGGCAGAAUGAUUUGCAAGCUCCACAAGCUGCGUCCCAACAAAAACAACUGUCAGUACCACAAACUUCCGAUGUCGAAUCUGUAGGAAACGAAAUAUAUGACGCCGAAUGUUUGAAACUAAUCAACGAAUAUUUCUAUGGUGUCAGAAUUUUCCCCGGUCAAGAUCCUACUCACGUUUACGUCGGUUGGGUGACCACACAAUAUCACUUGCACAGCAAAGAUUUCAACCAAAGUCAAGUACUGAAAGCUUCCGUCAUGAUAACUGAUGCUUACGACAGUGUUGUUGAUGGUGUGGACCGUCACGCUUGCUACAUGGUGAGGGCUGACGAAUUAUACAAUCAAGUUACUCAAGAUGCGUCUGGUAAAGGUGCAGCCCAAGGAAUGUUUAUCGGUUGUUUUCUAGAUGCCGCCACCGGUAUGAUUACUUUCACUUGCGACGGCAAACCCACUUCACACAAAUACAUGAUGGAACCGGAAACCAAACUUUUUCCAGCCAUUUUCGUUGAAGCCACGAGCAAAGAAGUGCUUCAAAUCGAAUUGGGUAGAACAUCGACAAGUUUACCCUUGUCCGCGGCUGUCCUACAAAAUAGCGCCAAACAUGUUAUUCCGCAAUUUCCACCCAGGUUGAAGGUGCAGUGCUUGAAACCGCACCAAUGGGCUAGAGUACCAAAUCAAAGCUUGCAAGUACAUGCUUUGAAGCUUUCUGACAUAAGAGGUUGGUCUAUGUUAUGUGAAGACCCUAUAUCAAUGCUAGCGCUGCACGUACCCGAAGAAGAUCGUUGCAUAGACAUCCUAGAACUGAUUGAGAUGGAUAAACUGCUUAGUUUCCAUGCUCACACUCUAACGCUAUAUGCGGCUCUAUGCUAUCAGAGCAAUUAUAAAGCAGCGCACGUGUUAUGUAAACACGUGGAUCAGAAACAACUUUUGUACGCCAUCAAGUCUGAGUACAUGAGUGGACCUCUAAGGCAAGGUUUCUAUGAUCUCCUGAUUGCGUUGCAUUUGGAGGCUACAGCGACCACAAUGGAGGUUUGCAAAAACGAAUACGUAAUUCCCAUUGGCCAGGAACUGAAAGAUCUGUACGAAAAUCCUGAAAUGGGGCACAGUUUAAGAAAGUUGCAGGUGGAAUCUGUGGUGCCUCUCAUGAAAAUGUCUGAAAUAACGGAUGCUAUUGAUAAUAUCAAACAACUGUACUCGCCAUAUUUCCCCUUGAAUGUAGUAAGAGAUUAUGUUAUGAUGGCCCUGGCUGAAUCAGUAGAAAUCAACCAAGUUCACAACCGAGAUCCUAUUGGAGGAUCAAAUGAGAACCUGUUCUUACCGCUUUUGAAGUUGGUAGACAGACUUCUUUUAGUCGGCAUGCUAUCCGACGAAGACGUCAACAAACUUCUGAUCAUGAUUUGCCCCGAAACGUGGAACGAAUCGUUCGACAAGGAGGGCAAAGACGAGCACCGCAAAGGCUUGCUCUACAUGAAAAUGGCCGAAGGUGCCAAACUGCAAAUGUGCUACCUCUUGCAACAUCUCUGCGACAUACAGUUGCGUCACAGAGUCGAAAGCAUCAUCGCUUUCAGCCACGAUUUCGUCAACGAUAUACAGAGCGAUCAGUUGAGACGUUACAUCGAGAUUAAGCAGUCCGAUUUGCCUUCUGCUGUCGCGGCUAAGAAGACCAGGGAGUUUAGGUGUCCUCCUAGGGAGCAGAUGAACGCCAUAUUGUGUUUCAAGAAUAUCGAGGAGGAAGAAAAAGAGAACUGUCCUCUUACUGACGAUUUGUCGGAAAGAUUGAACGAGUUCCACGCCAAACUUAUGGUGCAUGUCUCAUUACAAGCACUGCAGGACGCCGAGGACGGAGAAAACCCCGAAGAAGUCGCGAAGCCGGGUCCAAUUAAAAGGCUGUACAACUUUAUUAACGCUGUAAAGGAAUUAGAGGAAGAGCCUAAAGAAGAGCCCGAGCCAGUGAAGAAAACCGCUGAAGAAAUCUUCAGGAAAGUCUUGAUACACACUAUAGUGCAGUGGGCCGAAUCGCAAAUCGAAACCCCCAAAUUGGUGCAGGAAAUGUUCAGUCUUUUGGUUCGUCAGUACGAUGCCGUAGGCGAACUGAUUCGCGCCUUGGAAAAAACCUACAUUAUUAACGCGAAAACCAAGAUUGACGUGGCCGAGAUGUGGGUGGGCUUGAGCCAAAUCAGGGCCCUUUUACCCGUGCAAAUGUCUCAGGAAGAGGAAGAACUGAUGCGCGAGAGAUUAUGGAAGCUUGUGAAUAACCACACGUUCUUCCAGCACCCCGAUCUUAUCAGAGUUUUGAGGAUCCACGAGAACGUAAUGGCCGUGAUGAUAAACACUUUGGGUAGGAGAUCGCAGGCCCAAUCGGACGCCGGUGCUCAGGCCCCGGCAGGAGAAGGAGGGGUGGUCGCUGUAAAAGAAAAGGACACCUCCCAUGAAAUGGUGGUGUCUUGCUGCAGGUUCUUGUGCUACUUCUGCAGAACUGGCAGGCAAAAUCAAAAAGCCAUGUUCGAACAUUUUGAUUUCCUUUUGGAUAACAGUAAUAUUUUACUCGCCAGACCCAGUUUAAGAGGCUCUACUCCUCUGGAUGUGGCCUAUUCAUCCCUAAUGGAAAAUACAGAGUUAGCGUUGGCUUUAAGAGAGCAUUAUUUGGAGAAAAUCGCUAUUUACUUAUCGCGUUGCGGUUUGCAAUCAAACUCCGAACUCAUCGAGAAAGGCUAUCCAGAUUUAGGUUGGGAUCCAGUUGAAGGUGAGAGGUACUUGGAUUUCUUGAGGUUCUGUGUUUGGGUGAAUGGCGAAAGUGUUGAAGAAAACGCCAAUUUGGUCAUCAGACUUUUGAUCAGAAGACCUGAAUGUCUUGGACCGGCCCUAAGAGGUGAAGGAGAAGGUCUACUAAGAGCUAUCGUAGAUGCCAACAAGAUGUCAGAGCGCAUAGCCGACCGAAGAAAAAUGAUGGACGAAGCCGAGGGUACAGUAAAUUUGGCCCAAUUCACCCAUCCUCUACCGGAAAGCGAAGAAGAUGAAGAUUACAUUGAUACUGGAGCCGCCAUUUUGAAUUUCUAUUGUACUUUGGUUGAUUUACUUGGUAGAUGCGCUCCUGAUGCCAGUGUUAUAGCACUUGGCAAAAAUGAGUCUCUAAGAGCGAGAGCCAUCCUUCGCUCCUUGGUACCUUUGGAUGAUCUAAGAGGUGUUUUAAGUUUACGCUUCAGCCUUCACAAUCCAGCUGCAGGCGAAGAACGUCCCAAGUCCGAUAUGCCUUCCGGGUUAAUCCCGGGACAUAAGCAAUCCGUAGUGCUCUUCUUGGAAAGAGUAUACGGAAUUGAAACUCAAGAUCUAUUCUUUAAGAUUCUCGAAGAGGCCUUUUUGCCUGACUUGAGGUGUGCCACAAUGCUUGAUAGGAACGAUGGAAGUGAGUCUGACAUGGCUCUAAGCAUGAACAGAUACAUUGGAAACUCCAUUCUACCAUUACUCAUCCAACACUCCAAUUUCUAUAGUGAGGCUGAAAAUUACGCUUCACUUCUCGACGCCACACUCCACACUGUGUAUCGUCUAUCUAAAAAUAGAAUGCUUACCAAAGGUCAAAGAGAAAACGUCUCCGAUUUUUUGGUGGCAUUGACGAGCCAGUUACAACCAUCCAUGUUGUUAAAGCUGCUCAGAAAGCUUACCGUGGACGUGUCAAAUCUUUCCGAAUACACCACGGUGGCUUUAAGAUUGUUGACGUUGCAUUACGACCGUUGCGCCAAGUAUUACGGUUCCAAUACGGGUCAAGGGUUGUACGGAGCGGCCAGUGACGAAGAGAAACGGUUAACCAUGAUGCUGUUCUCGAACAUCUUCGAUUCCUUGAGUAAAAUGGAUUACGAUCCCGAAUUAUUCGGCAAGGCGCUACCGUGUUUGACAGCUAUCGGUUGCGCUCUACCACCGGACUACUCUCUAUCUAAGAAUUACGACGACGAGUGGUACUCCAAUAAGACUGCCAAGUCCGUCACAGGCCCCGAUGGACCGUAUAACCCGCAACCAAUUAAUACUUCUUCGGUGCAGUUAAAUAACGAUUUAAACAAUAUGGUCCAGCAAUUCUCGGAGCAUUACCAUGACGCCUGGGCUUCCAGAAAGUUGGAAAAUGGGUGGCAGUACGGUGAAAGUUACUCAGGAUGGGACGGAAGUAAAACGCAUCCAAGAUUGAAGCCAUACUCUAUGUUAAACGACUAUGAAAAAGAAAGAUAUAAAGAACCGGUAAGAGAAUCUCUUAAAGCUCUCCUGGCUAUUGGUUGGUCGGUUGAACAUACCGAAGUAGAUUUACCUUCAAACAACCGCAACUCUGCAAUGCGCCAAUCAGAAGGCACGAACGCAUUCAACUACAACCCCCAUCCUGUAGAUAUGACCAACUUGACCCUAUCCAGAGAGAUGCAAAACAUGGCCGAGAGGUUAGCCGAAAAUGCUCAUGACAUUUGGGCAAGGAAAAAGAAGGAAGAGUUAAAUACUUGCGGAGGCGGUAUACAUCCACAGUUGGUGCCGUAUGAUUUGUUAACCGAUAAGGAAAGAAGGAAGGAUAGAGAUAGAUCGCAGGAAUUCCUCAAGUACUUGCAAUACAUGGGACUUAAACUGCACAAGCCAAAUCGUGGAGGUCAACUGGAAAGCGAGCAAUCCACCGCUGGACCUUCAGUAGAACUUCGUUUCGCUUACAGUCUCCUAGAGAAACUCAUCCAAUACUUGGAUCGCGCCACCAUCAACAUGAAGAUGCUGAAACCCUCGCAAACAUUCAGCCGCAGAACCUCAUUCCAAACAUCCUCCAGAGACAUCAAGUUCUUCUCCAAAGUAGUCUUGCCCUUAAUGGAGAAAUACUUUUCGACCCACAGAAACUACUUCAUCGCUGUGGCGACUGCCACGAACAACAUCGGAGCCGCCAGCUUGAAAGAGAAAGAAAUGGUGGCGGCCUUGUUCUGCAAGCUGGCUAGUUUGCUUAGAUCCCGCCUGGCCGCUUUUGGCGCUGACGUAAGAAUUACAGUGAGAUGCCUUCAAGUGUUGGUCAAAGGCAUCGAUGCCAAAUCGUUGGUGAAGAACUGCCCUGAGUUCAUCAGAACUUCAAUGUUGACUUUCUUCAAUAAUACGGCUGAUGAUUUGGGUCAUACGAUUACAAAUCUGCAAGAGGGAAAGUACAGUCACUUGAGAGGGACUCACUUGAAAACUUCAACGUCGCUGUUUUAUGUUAAUCAAGUUAUAUUGCCCAUUUUGACGGCAAUGUUUGACCACUUGGCCAAUUGUGAAUACGGAACAGAUUUACUGCUGGAUGAAAUCCAGGUGGCGUCCUACAAGAUUCUUCAAGCUCUAUAUCACUUGGGUACAGACGCUAACCUUACUCACGAUCGUAAAUAUCUGAAAACAGAAAUCGAGAGGUAUAAGCCUCAAUUGGGCUCCUGCUUGGGGGCUUUCAGUUCUUGCUUCCCUGUAGCCUUUUUAGAACCGCAUCUUAACAAACACAACCAGUUUUCGUUGCUGAAUAGAAUCGCUGAUCACUCUUUGGAGGCUCAAGACAUUAUGGCAAAAAUGGAAGUAUCUAUGCCCACUUUGGAAACAAUACUAACAGAAGUGGAUCAAUUUACUGAAAGCGAAAAAACAUACUCCGACGCCCCACAUGUCAUUGACGUUAUAAUGCCCAUGCUGUGCUCGUAUUUACCCUUCUGGUGGUCUCAAGGCCCCGACAACGUUAGCCCGACGGGUGAAGCCCAUGUUUCCAUGGUGACGGCCGAACAUAUGAACCAACUGCUGAAGAACGUGUUGAAGUUGAUUAAGAAGAACAUCGGCAACGAGAGCUCGCCCUGGAUGACGAGAAUCGCUGCCUACACGCAGCAGAUCAUAAUAAACAGCAGCGAAGAGCUGCUGAAGGAUCCCUUCCUGCCGUUGGCCGAAAGAGUUAAGAAGAGGACCGAAGCCAUGUUCCACAAAGAGGAAAGUUUACGUGGUUUCAUCAAGAGCUCCACCGACGAUACUUCGCAAGUCGAGGCUCAAAUACAAGAAGAUUGGCACUUGUUGGUUAGAGACAUUUACUCUUUCUACCCGUUGCUGAUAAAGUACGUGGAUCUGCAGAGAAACCACUGGAUGAGGCACAAUAUAGCCGAAGCCGAGGAUUUGUACAACCACGUGGCCGAGAUAUUUAAUAUUUGGUCGAAAUCGCAGUAUUUUCUGCGCGAAGAGCAGAACUUUAUCUCCGCCAAUGAGAUUGAUAACAUGACCUUAAUUAUGCCUACCGCUACCAGGAGGACUGUUGUGCCUGAAGGAGGACAACCAUCAGGAGGAAAGAAAAAGAAGAAAAAUCGCGAUAAAAAGCGCGACAAGGACAAGGAAAUUCAAGCCUCUCUCAUGGUAGCAUGCUUGAAACGUUUGCUACCUGUGGGUCUAAAUCUAUUCGCCGGAAGAGAACAAGAGUUGGUUCAACACUGCAAGGAUCGUUUCUUGAAGAAACUUCCCGAGUAUGACAUCAUAGAUUUCGCCAAGACCCAACUAACUUUGCCAGACAAAAUCGAUCCGGCAGAUGAAAUGUCGUGGCAGCACUACUUGUACAGUCAACUGGGUAGCAAAAAGAGCGUUUCCAUUGGCGCUGUAGACGGUAACGGUAAAAAUCAAUUGGAGGAAACUGUGGACCGUAUUGUGGCCAUGAGUAAAGUCUUGUAUGGAUUGCACAUGAUCGACCACCCCCAGCAGCAACAAAAAGGUGUAUACCGAAGUGUCGUAUCUACGCAACGUAAAAGAGCGGUUUUGUCUUGUUUCCGUCAAGCUUCUUUGCACAGUUUACCAAGGCACCGUGCCAUCAACAUCUUCAUCCGCACAUAUCGAGACCUAUGGCUUCAAGACGAAAACAUCGGCCAAGAAGUGAUGAUCGAAGAUCUCACGCAAAGUUUCGAGGAUUCGGAGCUAAAGAAAAAAGAUGAAGACGAAGAAGAAGGUAAACCUGAUCCGCUCACGCAACUGGUUACAGUUUUCUGUAGAGGUGCGAUGACUGAGAGGUCGGGCGCUUUACAAGAAGAUCCUUUGUAUAUGAGCUACGCUGAAAUUAUUGCAAAAUCUUGCGGCGAAGAAGAGGAAGAAGGGGAAGAGGAGGAAGGUGGCGGCGAAGGCGAAGAAGGAGCGUCUUCAAUUCACGAACAAGAAAUGGAGAAACAAAAGCUCCUCUUUAAUCAAGCCCGCCUGGCAAAUCGCGGUGUUGCCGAGAUGGUUCUGCUCCACAUAUCAGCUUGCAAAGGUGUUCCAUCAGACAUGGUGAUGAAAACUCUCGAGUUGGGUAUUUCCGUUCUAAGAGGUGGCAAUUUCGACAUUCAAAUGGGCAUGCUGAACCACCUUAAAGAGAAAAAAGACGUGGGCUUCUUCACCAGUAUUGCCGGACUAAUGAACAGUUGUAGCGUCUUGGACUUGGACGCUUUUGAACGUAACACCAAGGCUGAGGGUUUGGGAGUCGGCUCCGAAGGCGCUGCCGGCGAAAAAAAUAUGCACGAUGCAGAGUUUACAUGUGCUCUAUUCAGGUUUAUACAGCUGACUUGUGAAGGCCACAACUUAGAGUGGCAAAAUUACCUACGAACCCAGGCCGGUAACACCACAACAGUGAACGUGGUAAUCUGCACCGUUGAUUACCUGCUAAGACUUCAGGAGUCCAUAAUGGACUUCUACUGGCACUAUUCGAGCAAGGAACUGAUCGAUCCGGCCGGCAAAGCUAAUUUCUUUAAGGCCAUCGGCGUGGCAAGUCAAGUUUUCAACACGCUCACCGAAGUAAUCCAGGGCCCGUGCACUUUGAAUCAGCAGGCGUUGGCGCAUUCCAGGUUGUGGGAUGCCGUCGGAGGUUUCAUGUUCUUGUUCUCGCACAUGCAGGAUAAGCUUUCCAAACACUCGAGCCAAGUGGAUUUGCUAAAGGAUUUACUCAACUUGCAGAAGGACAUGAUAACGAUGAUGUUGUCCAUGCUUGAAGGUAAUGUUGUUAAUGGCACCAUUGGUAAGCAAAUGGUGGAUACCUUGGUAGAAAGCGCAUCCAACGUCGAACUAAUCCUAAAAUAUUUCGACAUGUUCUUGAAACUGAAAGACCUCACAUCGUCAGCAAGUUUCAUUGAGAUCGACCUUAACAACGACGGUUGGGUGUACCCCAAAGAUUUCAAGGAAAAGAUGGAACAGCAAAAAAGUUACACCCCAGAGGAAAUCGAGUUUCUUUUAGCUUGUUGCGAGUCAAAUCACGAUGGUAAAAUCGACUACAUCGGAUUCAUAGAUCGUUUCCACGAACCGGCCAAGGAAAUCGGUUUUAAUUUGGCUGUACUUUUGACCAAUUUAUCCGAACACAUGCCCAACGAACCGAGAUUGGCGAGGUUCUUGGAAACUGCCGGUUCGGUGUUGAAUUACUUCGAGCCUUUCCUGGGACGCAUUGAGAUUAUGGGUGGCAGCAAACGCAUUGAGAGAGUUUACUUCGAGAUUAAAGAGAGUAACAUUGAGCAAUGGGAGAAACCGCAAAUUAAAGAGUCGAAGAGAGCGUUCUUCUACUCCAUUGUCACAGAGGGUGGCGAUAAAGAAAAGUUGGAGGCAUUCAUUAAUUUCUGCGAGGAUGCCAUCUUUGAAAUGCAACACGCGAGUGGACUUAUGGCGGUUGAAGAAUCUGGAGGUGGAGGUCCAACUAGGGCGGCUAGCUACAGUUAUAUGUCGGACGAGGAUGAGGAAAGAAGGCGUAAAAAUCCGAUACAAAGAGGUUAUCAAGCGGUUAAAGAGGGAAUUUCGUAUGGCCUUUCGUCUUUGAGCCCUACCAAUAUUAAACAUAAGAUCGCCGAGAUGCAGCAGAUGACGAUACCGGAACUAUUCGUUGGUUUCUUCAAGUUGAUUUUUUACGCGUUCUAUUAUUCUGGAUUUGGUGUCGCAAUGGUUUUGAAAUACUUCCUCGGGAUACUUAUGUCGUUAAUGCGCGGACCUUUAGUGGAAGAACCGGUUAUCGAAGUCAAAGAAAUGAAAGUGGAGCACUUGAGGAUGUUACCGCCGUUGCCGGCGGCUGAAGAACCGCCCAAAGAGAUACAGGCUUUCGGAAUGGAUAUAACAAAGGAAGAGGGACAAUUUAAGAUGGCGCCACAUGAAUCUCCAACGGGAAGUCAGCAGUCAUCAGGUGAAGGAGAGACCACUCCAGAGGAGGGUGGUGAACAUGCAGAAGGAGAAGUAAUGGAACAACCACUAACUUUAUCGGAUCUUUUGGGCGGUGAGCAAGCAAAACUCGCAGCUCAAGAAAAAGUGGAGGCCCAGGCGGCCCAACAAGCCGUCAUGCAGGCCAUCGAGUCCGAAAUCAAGAACCAACCGGUGCAGACGGAUUCCUCCGUCUCCCAGAUCAACUUCAGCGCGUACGGCCACCGUGCCGUCUCGUUCUUGGCCCGCAACUUCUACAACCUCAAAUACGUCGCCUUGGUCCUGGCUUUCUGCAUCAACUUCAUGUUGCUGUUCUACAAAGUCUCCACGCUCGGCGAAGACGGCAGCGGAAGCGGUAGCGGAAGCAAAGGGGUUCCGGAUAUCAUCGACGGUUCCGGACAAGGAAGUGGUUCCGGUUCCGGAGAGGAAGAGGACGAGGAUCCGCUGGAGUUGGUGCACGUCGACGAAGAUUUCUAUUACAUGGCUCACGUGAUGCGACUUGCCGCUCUUCUUCAUUCUUUGUGUUCUUUGGCCAUGUUGAUUGCCUAUUAUCACUUAAAGGUACCACUGGCCAUCUUCAAACGUGAAAAAGAAAUCGCUAGGAGACUGGAAUUCGAAGGCUUGUACAUUGCCGAGCAGCCAGAGGAUGACGACUUAAAAUCACAUUGGGAUAAAUUAGUUAUAUCUGCAAAAUCAUUCCCUGUAAAUUACUGGGAUAAAUUCGUCAAGAAGAAAGUCAGGCAGAAGUACAGCGAAACGUACGAUUUUGAAUCGAUUAGUACUUUACUUGGUAUGGAGAAAACUUCUUUCCAUCAACAGGAAGCCGAGGAAAGCCAUGGACUUAUAUAUUAUAUAUUCAACAUAGAUUGGAGAUACCAAGUGUGGAAAUCCGGCGUGACAAUAACCGACAACUCCUUCUUGUACUCUCUGUGGUACUUCACGUUCUCGAUCCUAGGAAACUUCAAUAACUUUUUCUUCGCCGCUCAUUUGCUGGAUGUGGCGGUCGGUUUCAAGACCCUGCGCACCAUUUUGCAGUCGGUAACACACAACGGAAAGCAACUUGUCCUUACCGUCAUGUUGCUGACUAUUAUAGUGUACAUUUACACUGUCAUCGCCUUCAACUUCUUCAGGAAGUUCUAUGUGCAAGAGGAGGACGAGGAGGUCGAUAAAAAGUGUCACGACAUGUUAACGUGCUUUGUGUUCCAUCUGUACAAAGGUGUAAGAGCAGGCGGUGGUAUUGGUGACGAAAUCGAACCACCAGAUGGCGAUGAUUACGAAGUUUAUCGUAUCAUGUUCGACAUCACUUUCUUCUUCUUCGUUAUCGUUAUUCUUUUGGCUAUUAUUCAAGGUUUGAUCAUCGAUGCUUUCGGAGAGCUUCGUGACCAACUUGAGAGCGUGAAAGAAGACAUGGAGUCGAAUUGCUUCAUAUGCGGCAUGGGGAAAGACUACUUCGAUAAGGUGCCGCAUGGGUUCGAUACCCAUUGUCAGCAGGAGCAUAAUCUUGCGAAUUACAUGUUCUUCCUCAUGCACUUAAUCAACAAACCAGACACGGAGUACACGGGUCAAGAGACGUACGUGUGGAACAUGUACCAACAGAGGUGCUGGGACUUCUUCCCGGUGGGAGACUGUUUCCGUAAACAGUACGAGGACGAACUUGGAGGAGGAGGCGGAUAAAAAAUACUUUUUUUUCUAUUUCCGUUUGUUUAACGAUGUGCUCAAAAGUAUCUAAUUUUUAAGAUAGGUUUUUCGAAAUUAAUGUUUGUAUAAAAUAUCCACACACCGCUGUUCGAUUGUUGCGAUAUGCCGAGUGUAAAUAAGCUUUGUAAUUUGUUUUAGUUUGUAAGGAAACAGUACAAAAUUGUCCAAAUUUUGCCUUAUACUACAACUACCGCAGAAAUCUUGUACUUGAUUGUAUUUUUACAGUGUAAGUGCCGAGUUUAAUCUUUAAUAAAUAUUUUAUUGUUAAAAAUA